AUGAAGAUGGAGAAAAGAAAAAGAGCUGAUUUAGAUGAAUCAAAACACAAGUGUGAAGAAGAGGAAAGUCAAUUGAAAUUAAAGAAAGUGAAGAAAGUAUCUUCGUCUUUGAUACCUUUGAAUAACAACAAAAUGAAUUUCACUACAUUACGUAUCAGAGCAUCACCAAAUUCAAUGUUUAAGAUUAUUAAGAAGCUUAGUUUUGAGCAGAAGAAAUGUGUGAAAGAACUUGGAUUUAAAAGUUUAUUGAAGUUGGAAAUUUAUGAUUUACCUUUAAGACUUAGCUAUUAUGUUGUUCAUAACUUUGAUUAUGAAAAAAUGAUACUAAAAGUUAUGAACAGUGAAAUUAAGGUAGAUAGUCAAAGCGUAAAUGAGAUGUUGGGAAUUCCAAUUGGAGAAAAAGAAGUGGAUCAACUUCCAUUCCGACCUAAAGAUGAUCAAUGUUAUAAUAGGUGGAUAAAGCAAUUUGCUGAUAAAAACAACAUCAAAUUGAAAGAUAUCGUAAAUGCAAUUAUUUCAACAAAAGAAGCUGAUUUCAAUUUCAAAUUGAAUUUCAUUGUGUUGUUUUGUAACACACUGGUUGAAGCUACAUCAAUGGGGAAAUUAAAUGAUAAGAUAUUGAAAAAAAUAUCAAGUGAUACAUAUUUUUCGAAGAUCAAUGGGUGUUCUUAUAUGAUUGAAUCAUUGAUUACAAAGACGAGAUCAUAUUCAGUAUCCAAAAACAAGAGUUAUUUCAGUGGACCGGUCACAUACUUACUAUUGUUGUAUGUUGACCAUGUUCAUUUUGAUGGGGAAAAUGCUGCUCGUCUACGUCCAGCAAUAAAAAGCUGGAAUUCUCACAAAUUGAGUCAAAGAGAAAAGCGUGAGAUUGAAGUUGGGAUGUUUGGAACCGGAAAGGUUCUUCAAAGACUGCAAAAUACAAAGGAUAUAAAAGUUGAGCAUGUAUUGGAAGGAGAGAAAAGUCAACAUGAGCAAAUAGAUGCCGAAUUUAAUGCUGAUCAAUUUUUGGUGAAGGACAUAGAUUGUAAUUUUAAAGAGGGAGUUGAUACACUUCAAACAUCUUCUGCAGUUGAUACAAUUAAAACAUCUUCUGCAGUUGAUAGACUUCAAACAUCUUCUGCAGUUGAUACGAUUCAAACAUCUUCUGCAGUUGAUACGAUUCUUCUGCAAUUGAUACGAUUCAAACAUCUUCUGUAG
Lactuca virosa is the source of this 1197-nucleotide messenger RNA. NCBI's taxonomy places the organism in Eukaryota, Viridiplantae, Streptophyta, Magnoliopsida, Asterales, Asteraceae. The record is from the annotation of a GenBank genome assembly.